Serendipita indica DSM 11827 is the source of this 534-nucleotide messenger RNA. The record is from the annotation of a GenBank genome assembly. NCBI's taxonomy places the organism in Eukaryota, Fungi, Basidiomycota, Agaricomycetes, Sebacinales, Serendipitaceae.
AUGGCUAACGGACUACCGGACGGAUUUUACUUAAGAACUUUGGAAGAAAAAGAUGUCCCAGAAGUCGUCGAGAUCGUCAACUAUGUCAUUCUGAAUACGCUCUCUAUCUGGAGGACGGAGCCAGAUACUGUCGAAGCCCGUAAGACGUGGUUGAAGAAUACGCUGCCUAAAUACCCCGCUUUUGGCAUCUUUGAAGCCUCUGGUGCCCUGGCGGGUUUCACGUCUGCCUCAAGUUUUAGAUAUGGAAGCGGUUAUGAUAGGACAGUGGAGUGUGCCAUUGCCUGUCGAAAUGACUAUACUGGAAAGGGAUUGGGACAUCACCUCCUUCAAAAGUUGCUUUCAGAGCUUCGAGUUAUGGGCUACUAUGUCGUCAUCGCAGGGAUUUCUGGGACCAACCAGGGUUCAGCACGAUUCUUUGCUCGAGAAGGUUUUAAGAGAACAGGAUUCAUGCCUGGAGUCGGAGAGAAGAAUGGGGUGUCUCUUGAUCUCGAGCUGUGGCAAUUGGACUUACGCCCUCCCCCUUCGACUGCCUGA